Messenger RNA from Venturia canescens, 855 nucleotides. RefSeq names its product ADP ribosylation factor-like 2 (gene Arl2). NCBI's taxonomy places the organism in Eukaryota, Metazoa, Arthropoda, Insecta, Hymenoptera, Ichneumonidae. The record is from RefSeq and is a predicted model, not a curated record. Bases 113 to 691 code for a protein of 192 amino acids. Gene Ontology annotation, cellular component: cytoplasm; microtubule cytoskeleton. Gene Ontology annotation, molecular function: GTPase activity; GTP binding. Gene Ontology annotation, biological process: protein folding. The transcript has 2 exons.
GUCACGCCGCCAAGCGACAAUUCGUUGUCCCAAGUUUUGACGGAUAGAAAAAUUGACAUUUGCAAUUGUCAAUACGAGUUUGUUUGUGAUGAAAAAAUGUGUUAACGAAUAAAUGACUAAAGAGGAAACACUUAUAAUGGGUCUACUGACGGUAUUGAAGAAAUUGAAGCAAAAGGAGAAAGAGACGCGGAUAUUGAUGCUUGGUCUUGAUAAUGCUGGGAAAACGACUGUAUUAAAAAGAAUCAAUGGGGAACCAAUUGACACGAUAUCGCCGACUCUCGGUUUCAAUAUCAAAACUCUCGAGCACCGAGGAUAUAAGUUGAAUAUCUGGGACGUGGGUGGUCAAAAAUCAUUACGAUCUUAUUGGAGAAACUAUUUCGAAUCGACGGAUGGUCUUAUUUGGGUUGUGGACAGUGCCGAUCGUCGUCGAUUGGAGGAUUGCAAAGUGGAGCUUUACAAAUUGCUUCAAGAGGAGCGUCUUGAAGGUGCUAGCUUGCUUGUAUUUGCUAAUAAGCAAGAUUUGCCUGGAGCUUUGUCAGCUCCGGAAAUCGCCGAGAUUCUAGAGCUACCGAGCAUCAAAACUCACCAUUGGCAAAUUUACAAAUGUUCUGCUGUUACAGCUGAAAAUUUAUUGGAAGGAAUUAAUUGGAUCGUCGAUGAUAUUGCUGCCAGAAUUUUCUAUCUCGAUUGAGAAGUAAUUGUUAAUCUAAUUAGUUUAUGCCGUUCCAACAUUUAUCGCUGAAAAUUUAUUUAUUGUUACGUCAAUUCCUCUUUUUUUAUUUUUCUAAAUAAGCCCAAUAUUCACAAUGUAUUACAUCUACUAGGUAUCUCACAUUAAAAAUAUUCAGACAAGAA